GAAUGGUAGCCUUGACAACGCAAACAAGCGUGCAGAACAAAAGCAGCCGCGGAGCGAAGUGGAAGCUGCGGCAAGGGCUUGAGCCCGCCUCGCUGCGACUGCCCGAGGGGCGCGGAUCUCGGCGGGGCUCCGAGCCGGCAGAAGUUUGAUGAUGACAUAGGCAUACCAUCCAUACUGAUCUGCUUAGAGCUCACAAGAUAAACAGAAUCGCUAGUAGAGAGUAUAAUAGUGCUGCAAGCACAUCAGGAAAAAGAGUCUCAACUGCCAGCCAGACCAAUCCCUUCCCUAAAAUCCAUCAGGACAGAAUUCCUACGGCAUGUCAGCUUUGUCCCAUACGCGUUCAAUCCGGUCCCAAGAAACCUGCAGCUCCGGAGCCAUUUCAAGAUCAAGAACAAUAUCUCAGCAAACAGCACCACAAUCUCCCAAAUCUGGAAUGGAAGCAACAGCUACACCUUCAGCAUGCACAGAUGAGGAUGAGUCACAGAUGAUGAAAAACCCAUUUAAAAUCCCUUCAAAUACUGAUAUCUUCCUAUUAAGAGACAAGGAAAGAGAAAAAGCUAAGAAGGAACGUCAGCGAAAAAAGACCAUGAAAAUCCAUGAGAAGAUGACCUACUCCAGUAUGAUGAAUGUAAAGCAAUCAGAGUUCAAGAAACAGCUUCAGAAGGAAGAGGAGGAAGAGGACAGAGAACUGGCAGCAGAAACAGAGCGAAUGAGAGCCCUCCAAGAAAGUCUCUCAUGGAAGAUAGCAGUGACCAAAGACCAGCAGGUGGAAAAAGAGAGCCUGCAUGAAUAUAUAAACAAGAAAAGGGAGAUGUUUCGUAUGCAGUACGCCAUCGCAAUAAAGAGAGAUGAGAUUCAGAAGCUGGAAAACCUAGCAGCUGAAGAGGAAGCAAAGCUGGAAAAGGCUGAACAGUACCUGGAGAAGGACGCCGCCAUGUUUGAUGAUUUCCUGAAGGAGAAUGAUAAAAACUCCGCUCAGGCCCUGAAAAUUGCUGAGAGAGAAACCAAAGCAAAGAUGGAUAAAAUAAUAGAGAUCCGUGAGCUUACGGCACAAAUGAUGAACAUCCAAAGUGAAAUAUCCAGGCUUGAAGACACUCUGCAGGAGUACAUGAUGUACAGAGAUUUCCUCUACCAGCUGUCUCCAAAAGAAUGGCAGGAAGAAUACGAAAAGAAGCAGAUGAAGAAGAGGGAGAUGAAAAUGGCCUCUAGGGCAAAAGAAGAAAACACUUCCACUUUGCCCCCUGUGCCCAAAGGCCGGGAGCUGACAUCACAGUCCAAACAAGGCAGGUUUCCUACCACCGGCUCUGCAGAACGUCUGAGUGUUGAUCUCUCUGCAGAGGAGCUUGAACUCAGGCCUCUAAGCCAGAGCCAGAGGAAGGAAUCCAUCAAGCAAGGCAAAAUGCCCUCAAAGCAGCACCCCAAGCCUCUGUCAGCAAGACGGGUGAGUGAGACAGCUUCACUAAAGAUGGAGAAAGCAGAUCCAGUCUGCUCUGAUGAUGAGGAUGAAGAUGAGGCACCAGAGCUGUAUUUUACAGAUCCAAAGCAGCUGCUGAACAUCUUCACCGAGCUGGAAGAGCAGAACCUGUCCCUCAUCCAGAAUUCCCGGGAGACCGAGGAAACUCUAGAUGAACUGAAGCAUGCUCUCACCACGACACAAAAUAAAAUGGGCCGAGAGAUAGCUCAGCUAGAGCAGCUUGAAGUUACCCUGAAAGCCUCCAUUGCCAAAGAAGAGGAAACAGCAAAAGACCUGGCAAUCAAGGCUCAAGUCUUUUCCUUUGGAGAGUUCAAAUCAGAGUUUCAGGAAAAAAUGUUGGCAAGUCUGAGCAAAAAAGUGCUGGAAGUCUAUCGACGUUGUAUUGGAGAAAAUGACGCCAAUCUGGGAACCCUGCAGAUGCUAACAGUCAUAGAGCACCAACUGGAUGACCUACUGGAGUGUCUGGAGAGAGUCCCACAAGCAAAGAUAGAACAGGCUGAGAAAACCAAAGAAAAGGAGCGGAGAAUGAGGCUCAGGGAUGAAAAAAUAAAACAACAGAGACAGCUGCAGGAGGAGAGGAUACAGCGGGCACUGGCAAGAGCACAAGCUGAUAUAAAGAAAAAGACUGGCCGAAGACUGGUGUUUCGUUCUGAGCCUCCCCCCAUCAAAGAAAAGGAAGAUGAGAAUCAAGGGCUAAUUGAUAAAGAGAAGGAAGAGGCUCUCUACUACUUCACUUAAUUUCUCAAGUAAGAUUAGGCCAAGUAGAUGAGAACCAGUUGUGCCAAACAGAAUGCUUUUUAGUUGUAUUCCAGGGCAAUCUCACGAUAAAACUUGUGCUUUUCGAAUUACAUAGAAACUUUGCAAUAAAAGAUUCUUCAUUUUUGCUAACCCCAUCGCCCCAGAUGAGUACUGUUUUCAUUAAGCCCGUUCUUGAAGCCAAACAAUGUUGCUUUAAGUAACUGUUUACCGAGGAAAAUAAAACUAAAGCAACUCCAAUUUUGCAUCUGGACCUUCUGUCAGCAAAAAGAUUUUUCAUAAAAGUUACUCACGCCAGUAGCAAGAUCCCUGGAAACUUGGGAAAUAAGAUUUAUUAUACAGUUGGAUGAUAUCUUAGUUAUAGCAAGACAAAGCUAGACUCCAGCCAGAUGUUUGUUACAAACCUCAUGCCUAUGAGAAAGUAUAAAAACAAAGGCGAUACCCCCUCCCAGGAGGGGAAGUUUUGGGGCUGCAUUAGGAGUUCCACCCCAUUAGUACUGAGCCUUCUAUAGUUGAGAGGGGACAAAGAACAAGCACUGCAGAGGGAGAGAGCUAUCACGUAUUUGUUUUGCAUGAAAGCCUAACUGCAAGAGAUGUAGUUGCUUAUUAUCAAGAACAAACCCAAUGACAAGCUGACCAUAAAAAAAGCUUUAUUAAUCCUUUUUUUUGCACCAGCAGUUCUUUAGGUGUCCAUUGCCAGCAAUGGACUUCAAGCCGAUUGAUCCAAUUCUCAGCCCCAAGCAGUUAGCAAUUUACAUUCACUUACAAAGCCAAGUGAGGUACAUCUUCAGAAGUAGAAACAGAGUCAGUUCUAAGUCCCAUAAAAAGAUGGAGUGGUUCCUCGGCCAUUUUCUUAACUUAAGAAGAACUCGUAUGGUCCACGAGAAUGGAAGGAUCAACAGGUGUUAGGUGAGUUCAAGCAACUCAGCUUCCAGGGACAACGUGGAGACUGUUCUAAACCAAGACCCAGUAACCUGUUCAGUGGUGCCGUGUUCCUGCAGCUGACUCAUCAUCCCCUUUGCCUCUGGACUCCAUGAUGAAAAAAAAAAUACAGCAGUCAAUGGAUGGGUUAAGAUUUCUGCAACAGCUCGCUGCCCUGGAAACCCCACCUGAGGGAAGUAAGAGGUCCCCCUGGGCAUGAGCCGUGAAUUCAAGAGAAAUAGAAAUAGGUAGAGCCAGUGGUCAAAUAGUUAGGCUCAAGAUAGAAAAAUAAAACUGGUUCAACCAGAGGAUAAAAUACUGCCUAAAAAUCAGUCUGAAGUGAGAGUAACCUGUAUACUGCUUUCAAGUCUCAGAAACAAAACAAGUAUUCAUCUGGACACAUACAUAGUUCAAAAGGCACAGGAAGUAAAAGCAUUUCUGAAUGACCUUGGGUGAAUUCAACAACUGUAUAACUGUAAAAUAAAUAAAUAUGUGCAAGAUUAGAAAGAUCACGUUUUUCUGCAUGACAUAUCUUACUCUGUAAAAAAUAUACACAUGUGCACGCACGCACCUCAUUGAAGAAUUAUAAAAAAACCACAUACAUACACCCCUUUAUCAAACUCCUAUACAUAAUUUUAAAGGCAUUCAGUACAUCACCAUUAGAAACAUUUAAGUUACUACCUUAAAACUGAACCAAAGAUUUUUUGUUUCUCCAAAUGAAACUCUAUACAAUCUAUGCUUAUUUGGGUUUAGGAAAUUCAAUUAAGUACAGCACAGACAACCAUUUCUCUAGUAACUGUAAUUUUUCAAAUGAGGCAAUUCUUCCCUCCAUCUUAAAAAAAAAAAAAAAGUCUACCUGGCAAGUGCAUGAUCAGUAAGCCAGCUGGAAGCUCAGUGUUCACUAGAUAUUCUGGAUUUCACUGAAGAUCAAGUAGUAACACAAAAAUACAGUGAAAGAGAUAGUGGACAGUUUAUCAGUAAGUUGGCAACAGUUUUUGUAUUGGACAUAAUCACAGUGCUUGGAAACAAGCAUAACUAAUGUCUGUCAGAUAC
This is a messenger RNA of Alligator sinensis (Chinese alligator), 4204 nucleotides long. RefSeq names its product cilia and flagella associated protein 100 (gene CFAP100). The transcript has 17 exons. The record is from RefSeq and is a predicted model, not a curated record. NCBI's taxonomy places the organism in Eukaryota, Metazoa, Chordata, Crocodylia, Alligatoridae. Bases 317 to 2212 code for a protein of 631 amino acids.